Messenger RNA from Lycium barbarum (goji berry), 1627 nucleotides. RefSeq lists its product as uncharacterized. The coding region runs from base 837 to 1322 and encodes 161 amino acids. NCBI's taxonomy places the organism in Eukaryota, Viridiplantae, Streptophyta, Magnoliopsida, Solanales, Solanaceae. The record is from RefSeq and is a predicted model, not a curated record. The transcript is spliced from 3 exons.
CAAAGGAGCAGCUGCCAAAUGUUAAGCAUAGGAUAUGUGCUAGGCAUGUGCUGGCAAAUUGGUCCAAAGAAUACAGAGGUCUUGAGAGAAGAAACUAUUUUUGGAGGUGUGUAAGGUCCACAUUUGAGGCUAAGUCGAAUGAUAACCUUGACUACAUGAAAACAUUGGAGAGGCUUGUCUUGGUCAGUUGAUGUACUACAAUCCAGAAAGAUGGAGUAAGCUUUACUUCAAAUAUACAACACAAGUUAACAGUGUAGAUAAUAACAUGGCUGAGUGUUUUAACUCUUGGAUAUUGGCUGCAAGACACAAAAGUAUAAUUACAAUGCUUGAGGAGAUAAGGGUGAAAAUGAUGAAGAGAGUAGGACAAAUGAGGGAGUUUUGUAAUAGUUUGAUCUGUGAUGUUUCUCCAAUGGCAAUGAAGUUACUAGGAGACAACAUAAAGAAGUCCAUGAAGUAUAGUAUUGAGUGGAAUUCUGAUACAGGGUAUGAGGUGUUUCAUGGACAGUAUAGGCAUAUUGUGGAUCUGCCCAAGCAAACUUGUACAUGUAGAGCAUGGAUGUUGAAGGGCAUACCAUGCCCUCAUGCAAUAUCAGCUCUUCACCGUAGGAAGCUUAACCAGUGGACUACAUUUCUCAUUGGUAUAAAAGAGAAACAUACAUGAAGACAUACAACCACUUCAUUCAGCCAGUUCUGAAUAUGAAGAUAUGGCCAGAAUCAACAAAUCCUUUUGUUAAACCACCUGAAGUAAGGAAGUUGCCUGGCAGACCCAAGAAAGUAAGGAGGAAAGAAGUUGCAGAAAACAAGAAAACAGGAAAAUUAUCCAAGAGGGGAUUGAGAUGACAUGCAGCAAAUGUCAUACCAAGGGUCACAGCAAAAGGAGAUGUUUUAGAGAGCCUAAUACUACUGGCCCAAAUUCAAGUAAUGCAGCUGCUGGCCCAAAUUCAAGUAAUGCAGCUGCUGGCCCAAAUUCAAGUAAUGCUGCUGCUACUGUCCCACAUCCUACAACUGUUGCUGCUGUCCCAAAUUCAAGUAAUGUAGCUGCUCCAACUAGCAGAGGAAGGGGUAGACCAAAAGGUUCAAAAAAGAAUGUUGGUAUUAGCAGGCCAAGUAUGGUUGGAAUGGGGGCGCUGCACACACAAAGUGGGCAAACAAUCAUUAGUCCUGGGCUGCCAAGUCAAAGGUUUAGAACUGUUAAGUCUUCAGCAGUAGUAACUGGUGUUCUUGGACAUAAGGCAACAUGUGGUGUGAAUUGGAAGGGAAAAGAUGCUAUGACCUCAAGGCAGCUUGGACAAAUGAGGGGGGAAAUGGCCAAAGCUACAUAAUCUAGCUAAGGAAGUUCCACCACUCCACUAUGACUGCAUUCUGUUGGUGUUACUAUUUCAACUUUGACUGCAUUGUAAAAAGGCAAUUAACUUUGAAGGUUUUUAGUUAGGAUUUAGGCUUGUCCUUAGCAGCUGAGACUGCACUUAAGACUGUUUUUGGGCAGCUGUGACUGCAUUUAACUAGCCUUAGUGUUUUGUACUGAAUUGGCCUAGGUAGGGCAGAUGUGACUGCAUUUAACUUUUUUAGUGUUUUGUACUAAAUUGGCGUAGGUAGGGCAGUUGUGACUGCAUUUAACUUUUUUACU